GUGAGUUACACGUCACUCUCGUACCAGCAUCUGCAAAUUCACUGGUACGGAAAAUAAAGAACGUAACGAUGGACUCAACAUUGUAUUAUGGUACCAGCAUAGAUGCAGUAGAUAGAAAUGUUGCAGGAAUAUGGAGGCAGGGGUUACUCAACACCACGCCAUACUACGGACAGGUAGGAAGCAAUUUUAAUGACUGGCGAAAACCUGUUUCGAAAUUUGCUCUAAAAGAAGACGACCUUGCUCAACGCCUUCGAAAAAACGUAUACAUAGGAGAAUACGAUAUAUCGGACGAACUUUGGCAGAAAUCCUGCGGUGUUGUAGAUGAAAUAACGCGAUUCUUUCAUGUCACACUGAAGAAAGUAGCUUCAAGGUAUUAUCCUGGCCUCAGUUUUGGAGAUUUUGUGAAGCAGGGUAGUUCUCGGGAGGGUUUGAAAAUUCGACACCCCGACGAGUUUGAUAUGAUUCUUCCAUUCACCAUUGAAGGAGUUAACAUACACGCUGUUCCAGCUCUCGAUAAAAACGGACAGCUAAUUCCGGCACACAUGAAACUACAGAUUUCAGAUUAUGCACAGAUUCAGAAUGUCAUUUAUGGCAGCCAGUAUCAAUCGCUGAAAAUUAACGGCGUAUUUGAAAAUUGUGGCACUGAUCUGGUUCUCAACGCAAUGUGCUUCCAGACGCGGGUUAUAUCAUCCAUCAUGGAUACCACCAUAGCAGAGAUACAGAAAGAAAUCGACGCGAAGAACAGGAGUCGAGUUUGUUUUUUUACACUCAGUAAAACAAGCGUGUUUCCGCCAACGUAUAGAUUUAAAAUAACAUUAGAAAGUGUUGCUGGUUUUGAUGAACUCACUCAUGCUCAAACUGUGUUCUCGUCAUGUCAAGCUUCCAGGAGAGUGGUGUAUGGAGAAGCUGCAUCUCCAGUGUGGAACGCUAUGCACAAAGAGAUUGAAUUCGAUAUUGUGCCGGGGCUGCUGCUGCGCAUCGAUUCCGUCCCUAAUUCGGACGGCAUGUUUUUUUAUUACAAAUGAUAGAUACGCCGUCAUGAAGUGGAUCCACAAAGGACGUUACGCGGAUGAUUAUCCUGAGCCGAAUCUGCUUUGGAGGGAGAGCACGUGCGGGUACGAGAAGGAUAUACUCGUUGACCGUAGUGGGGAUGAAAGUGACGUCUACAUCCUGACAGCUUGUAGGAUAUUAAAGGCCUACUUAAACGGCUGGGGUAACUCCUCACAACUAUGUAGUCUUCUUUCGUCAUACCACAUCAAGAACAUCGCGAUCCACUGUAUUCUUCUGAAGCUGCGCGUUUCUGGCGUCAAGGAAGGUUUGGGUUACCUCAUUGCGUUCCUGGAGAUAGGUCUUGAAAUGGAGUUCUUGCCACAUUAUUUCUACGGAAAUCCUAACAUUUCCAAAAUGUUUCCAGAAUUAUCAGAAAACGCUAACCAGAGACGUCUCAACCUGUUCAGAAAAAUCCCUCAUGACCAUUUUGCACAGGCCAUACUUUCACUGAGACGGAUGAAAGCCGUUUUACACGAUUUGUUUACCGAAAGUAGUCACCUUGGUAACCACCGGAUAAUCGACUCCUUCAGAAACCUUUGCUCUGAAACCACAAGUGGCAGUCGGGUGCUGGUGUGAGUCCUUGCUCGUGCAGACAUUGAUUAGUAGUCAUGCUCAUCAUAUAGGGAAAGAAUUCUUUUGGACAAGGACAUUUGCAUGAGCAUGAACAACUGAUGAUGUUGAUUCAUAUUGAACAAUUUUGAACAAGGGAACGAAAACUGAAACCCGCAAUUUUCUCGUGCCUUCAUUUGAUGUCUGAUUUUUAAAAAUAUGUAUCAUCAAAUUGUGUUAAGGUUUCCUUAAGCUGAAGUGAUACACAUUCUCGAAUCAGUAUCACACUGUAUACAUCCUCACGGGGUGUACUAGUUGUAUCAUCAUCUUAGCAGGUGAUAUAUAACUGUUUCUGUUGAUAUGUUCAUUGUAUAUUGUAGUAUUACAUUACGAGUAAGUAGCAUAGUGAAAUAUGCUAUGGACAAAUUGCCAUCAAGGAUUCAAAUGAAGUUCGAUGUUAUAGAUUAUAAUCAUAAAUGUGUCUUGUAGUUUUGUUGAACUACCCGAGUUUCCGAUGUGAGGACAUACAGUUACGUGGAUGUGACCUAUAUUUACGUGGUGGGUGUCAUGUCAUGAUACAUUGUGACGUCACAAUACAACCUACCAAAAUUGACGCCAAAAUAAACAAGCCACUUUGAAGUCGUCAUUUGAGGAACAACAAAGGACAACAAAAAAAAACAGAUACAUGUACAUAGUUGAUGCAUGAUUAUAGCAACAGACAAACAUUUUCUUUGUUUUUCAUACAACGAUCUGUGUUGUUAGAACAAUUUAACCAGAUCUUAAUAUGUUGAUUAACAUUGAUUCGUUUGACUCUCUUUAUACAAUUUCUUCUGUAGCUUGAUAUAGAUAUAUACAUUGCUGAAAGUUGUUUAAUAUUGAUAAUUAAUAUUUGCAUUUCCCAAUUGCAUAAAAAAACCUGUACAUAUUCGGUAUUGGUGGAGAUUCAUUUAUCAUUGUUUACCGAUUUUCUCCUAUCUCUUCGUAAAUGAAAUUAAAUUAUCCAACCUAUCAUGCAUAUACAAAGGAUAAAAAUAUGGGUUCAUAUUUUGAGGCAAAAUCCGAGUUUUGUCGAGGGAUUUAAAACCAAAUUAUGUACACGAAAAUAUGUUAUUUUGCUCCUUAAUGUACAUAAUUUACAUAUAACUGAGUUAUUUUCUUGCAUCGCUCACCGAUUUAUUUGAUAGAGAUGUUUAGGAGCCAUCUUGUGACAAAAUUGCAAUUUCUUUAGUUCUGACCCAAUUUUAAAAUUGUUCAUUCUACUGGGGACAGCGCAUCACGGUUUGGUUCAUACUGAAAGUAUUUUACUUGGGCAAAUCAUUGAUUUACACGGCUUGUUCACCGAAUGUAAUCACCUUGGUAACUGUCAGAGUUUCGGUUUCUUCAGAAACCUCUGCACUCUGUAUGAUGAAGACACAAGUGGCAGAUGCCUGCUGAUGUAACUGAUGCAGACAUUGAUUGGUAGCCAUGCUCAUCAGAUAGGGAAAGAUGGCUUUUGGACAAGGAAGUGUGCAUGAGCAUGAACAACUGAUGAAGUUGAUUCCUAUUGAACAAGGGGACAAAACUAAAAAUUGUAAUGUAUAUUGCUACACGUGACUUAUUACUACAAAUGUAAAUGUAUGUGAUUGUUUAUUGUAGUAUUAUUUCACUAGCAUGGGGGUAUAUUGUAGAAUAAUUAUAACAGUAGAUGGUGUAUUGUUUAAUUCAACUUGCAGAUUAUACAUUGUUGUAUACCUUUACUAGUAGGUGUAACAUUGUCAUAUCGUUUUGCCAGUUGAUGGUACAUUGUAUCUUCUCCCAUCUCUUGGUAUGAAAGACACACGUGCAUCAUGUGGAACAUCACAAUGCAUGGGUGCACUCACUGACCUGUACUUUUAUGACGUCACAAUGAGAUAACGGGAUGUUGCUAUGACGUCACAAUUGAAAGUGCGUCAAAAUAACGUUUGACUGACUGGCAAUCCUGCCGUUUGCAAGUGACAACACCCUCAAGACAAUAUUUUGUGUAAAGGCUUGCCCUGUUUGUCAUUCCACGGAUGUUUUAAUGGUAUACUUAUGGUAUACCGUACUUUUUCUGCUCUUUCAAAAUACAGUUUGUGUAAUCGUUAUUUUGUAACUUUGCCAUAUUUAGUGUUUUCUAUGUACAGUUUUGCCAAACUUUCGGUUAGAACGUGGAAGAAAAAGCGGCAAUUGUUAUGUAUGUAUGAGGGAUAUGGAUAAUCGACCUUUUGGAGCAGAAUUCCGUAUAAGAACCUCAGCAAAUCUUCGGUUCUGACCCAUCUUCUAUACCUUUAGGUAGGAUAUCAAUAUCCCACACACUUAUAUAUGAUAAACUCUGUUAAUCAUUUUACAAUCAAAUGUUAUAUUAUAAACACUAGUAGGUGGUAUGUUAUGGUACCGUUAUACUGGUUGAUGAUAUAUAUUGUAUUAUAACUUUACUAGUAGGGGUAUUGUGAAUAUAGUGUUGCCAAUAUAUGGAGUAUUGUAUGAUUUUACAAAUAAAUAGUGUAUUGUAUAAUUUUAUAAAUAGAAAGUGUAUAGUAGUUUACCUCACUAUCAUGCACAUAAAUAGGAUAGAAAUGCCACAACCAAAGGAACAUGUUUAUGUACAAACAAAUAAUGUACACAAAAAUGUGAUCUAUCGCUCCUAACUGUACAUAACUUACAUAUGAUGUUCUUACAUAGCUUACCGAUUUCUUUGAUAGAGAUGUUUAGUUGCCAUCUUGUGACAAAAUAUCAAUUUCUUUAGUUCUGACCCAAUUUUGGAAUUGGUCAUGCUAUUUGGAACAGCGCAUCACGGAUUUGUUAAUACUGAAAGUAUUUAACUUGGAAAGAUUAUUUAUAUGACCACAAUAAAUGAAGAUCAAUUACUUUAACUGGAAAAUGUAAUUCAGCACAAUAGAUUGAAAUGACGUCAAACUUUGAAAAAUGGACUGUCCGUUCGAAUUUGCCAUACAGAACUAUAUAUACAGCAGAAAGCACGAUCAAAAGUCGGCUAAUUUUUCACGCUAGAUUAUUGUUGUCAUCAGAUCUCGCGGAGUGGCGGCGGUCGCCUCCUGUGUAUGUAGUUGCUUAUAUCGCUUAAUGGAAUCUGAAAAUUCAAAUCAAAUGGAAGCCAACACGGACGGAAUUCAGUUUUUCAUCUUGAAAUGAAAU
Mizuhopecten yessoensis (Yesso scallop) is the source of this 4749-nucleotide messenger RNA. RefSeq lists its product as uncharacterized. The record is from RefSeq and is a predicted model, not a curated record. NCBI's taxonomy places the organism in Eukaryota, Metazoa, Mollusca, Bivalvia, Pectinida, Pectinidae. The transcript has 2 exons. The coding region runs from base 69 to 1025 and encodes 318 amino acids.